UCUCUGUUCCGUCACAGCUUCUCUCUAACUUCUUCUGUUCAUCGUUCGCUUUGGGUAUACUACAUAAUGAUAGGAGCAUGGAAGAAAACAGAAACUUCUCAGUCCAGUGGGACUCAACCUUUCACUUCAAGUUUACCAAAUAGUACUGUAUUUGGCAGAAAUUUGAGGAAGAAUCAACUUGGUGGUGUCAUAUUCGGGUGCAAGAAUGCUACAAUGAAAGAAUGCCUGUAUAAGCAACUCUUUGGCUUACCAGCUCAGCACUUCUCUUAUGUGAAGAAUAUUGAUCCCGGAUUGCCUCUGUUUCUGUUUAACUAUAGUGACAGAAAGCUUCACGGAAUUUUUGAGGCGGCUAGCAGUGGGAAAAUGUAUAUAGACCCCUAUGGAUGGACUACUGAUGGUUUAGAGAGAACACAAUAUCCUGCCCAGGUACAAAUUCGGGUCCAACUUCAGUGCCAGCCACUGUCUGAAGAUAAAUUUAGACAAGCAAUUGCAGACAACUACUACAAUCAUAACCAUUUCUGGUUUGAACUAGACCAUGGACAAACAGCCAAACUCAUUUCUUUGCUAUCAUCCUCCUUAGCAAUUGCCCCUAGUAAUUCUGUCCCACAGAAUACGCAUCAGUGGUCACCUGUAUCUCAACCUCUUCCAUCACAUGAAACUCCAUGGGACGACAGAUACAUCCAGCCAUUGGAUACUCGUAAAGAUGGGAAGGAAGAAAAACAAGAUGAGAAGAACAUCAUAGUUCAGAAGCUAAAGGCUCUAUACUGUGAAAGUCAAGAUCUCUCUUUGCCAAACAAAGGAAAUGAUACUCCUGGUUUGAAUAACACUGAAAAGGGCUAUGUGGAGGCAUCGGGUGGUUUAAAUAAGAAGGAAGAGAGUCCUAUCCCUCCAUUUGAGUAUCAAUACAACAUAGCUCAGUUGGUGCAAGAGGUCAACGAACUGACAAACUUCAAGAAAAAACAAACAGAUAAAAAUUGCUAUCUGGAGCAGAAGCUGAUUGAGGCAGAAAUGGAAAUUCAGCAUCUAAGAGAUCGUUGUGCACUUCUAGAAUCUGCAUGUAAUAUCACUAAUCAUCCAACACAUGUUGAGCAGACACAAAUGAAAUCAACUGUUGAGCUGCAUUUAGAUCCCAAAGACUCAUUAUUUUUAAUAGGAGGCUUUGAUGGAAACUCAUGGUUAGAAACCAUGGAUUUGUAUAGUACUUCUCAGAAUAUGAUCAAAUCUCUCAAGCCUAUGAGUUCAGUUCGUUCAUAUGCUUCAGCUGUAUGGUUGAAUGGUGAAAUUUAUGUUUUUGGUGGUGGAAAUGGCUAUGUUUGGUACGACACAGUUGAAUCAUACAAUCCAGUUCAUGACAGCUGGGCCUCGUGCCCCUCUUUGAACAAGAAGAAAGGAAGCUUGUCUGGAGCUGCUUUAAACAACAAAAUAUUUGCUGUUGGUGGUGGCAAUGGAGUUGACUGCUUUUCAGAUGUUGAGAUGCUUGAUUUAGAUAUUGGGCGGUGGAUCCCUACACGUUCAAUGCUAGACAAGAGAUUUGCUCUUGCUUCUGUGGAACACGAUGGCGUGCUUUAUGCCACUGGAGGAUAUGAUGGAAAUGAUUACUUAAAGUCUGCUGAAAGAUUUGAUCCCAGGGAACAUUCUUGGACCAAAAUACCAAACAUGAAUACAAAGCGAGGCUGCCAUUCAUUAGUUGUUCUAAAUGAAAAGUUGUAUGCGCUAGGUGGCUUUGAUGGAGAGGAAAUGGUUCCAAGUGUUGAAAUGUUUGAUCCACGACUUGGGGCAUGGACAGUGGGGAAACCAAUGAAUCAUCCUAGGGGGUAUUCUGCUGCCGUGGUUGUCAAUGAAUCUAUUUAUAUGGUUGGUGGAAUUAAAGGUGGCGAGAACAUUGUAGAUACAGUUGAGAAUUAUAAGGAAGGUCGGGGAUGGCAGGAAACUUCCACAGUGGCAGCUGUCAAAAGGUGUUUCUUGUCAGCUAUUGCCUGCAAUCAUGAGUGAUAGAAGGUUGUUCAGUGGUCAUGUAGAUGCUCUUCAUAGCCACAAUUUUUGUAAAGUCAUAGGAUAAAGAUGUAUAUUUACGUGACUUCGAAUGCUUCUUAUUGGCGUUGAUUUUGGUUUUACUUCAGUGCCAUUAGGGUUAGUUUCAUAGAACCAAUGCCAAUUCUGUUGAUGUGUUUGUCUGUUGAUAUAAAGCUGUGCAGGGUUGUUUUUGCUGAUUUUUUUAUGUGCAUAAAAGAUUUAGGACCAUGUGAAAGAAUUU
Molecule: messenger RNA, 2254 nt
Organism: Abrus precatorius (Indian licorice)
Lineage: Eukaryota; Viridiplantae; Streptophyta; Magnoliopsida; Fabales; Fabaceae
Product: kelch-like protein 4
Exons: 12
Coding region: 67-1992 (641 amino acids)
Biological process (GO): response to endoplasmic reticulum stress
Molecular function (GO): protein binding
Source: RefSeq, a predicted model, not a curated record